AUGUUGGUGAGCCAUGGGCUGAAUUCAACAAAGCUGGUACGGCAUCAAAGCAGCGUCACUGCGGCUUCUGAUGAUGCCCCGGAAGAGGCGCCCGAAGGAACCUACAGUGAAGCAGACCAUGAACACGCUGUUAUUUCUACGUUCGAUCUGUUCUCCAUCGGCAUUGGUCCCUCUUCCUCACAUACUGUAGGACCGAUGCGUGCCGGCAAUAUCUUCGUGACAGAUCUUCAGGAAGCAGGGUUGUUGCAACAGGUGGAGAAAAUUCACGUCUCACUCUACGGCAGCUUGGCGCUGACUGGAGAGGGACACAUGACACCUUCCGCAUUGCUUCUGGGUUUGGAGAGCGCAGAUGUCGAGACUGUCGAUACAGCUUACGUGCCUGAAAGAUUUGAGCAAAUCAAGAAGGAAAAAAAGUUAUUUAUUGGCCAGGGCUUACCAGAAGGCAAGGGCAAAGGAAAAGAAAUCAUUUUCGAUUAUGAGCGCGACUUCAGAUGGCAAUGGGGAAAGAAGCUUGCGCUUCACAGUAACGGACUACGACUUACAGUUUUCGAUAAAGAUGGCAACAUGCUAGCUACGAACGAUCUUUUCAGUGUAGGCGGAGGGUUCGUCGUCAACGGUGCCAUGUCCACUGCUGCCACAUCUACCACCACAACAGAAAGUGGAAGCGGCGAACUCUGCUCCACUCACGAUGAGCCGACCGGUCGGCAUCCAGCUGACCUCGCGGAAAACAUGUACUACAAAGAGAUCAGACGCUCGGAUGCAGCAGGUGAUCGUAGAACGGGUGCGGAAAUAAGAGCCAGCGAUAACAGUGAAGCCCCGACUGGCCUUCUCGGGGAGGAGGAGAAUGGGCUUGUCCAAUCUGCGGUCUCCGGAGAUGUGGCCGCGCCCAGAUUCGAAGAGACGCAAGGGCCACGCUACCCAUUUCGCGACGCCAGCAGUCUUCUGGCCUUGUGUCACAAGCACAACCUGACGAUUGCGCAGCUAGUCUACGAGAAUGAGAAGAGCCAUGGAUAUACGGAUGAAGAAAUUCAAGAAAAAAUCUGGCGCAUCUGGGAAGUGAUGGACAACAGUAUUCUUGAGGGUGUGCAAGCACCUGUCGAUGAGACAUUGCCCGGCUCUCUGAAGCUGCAUAGACGAGCACCCGCAUUGUAUCGACGACUUACUAGGGGAUUGUACCCGUCUCACACGCAGAGUCUUAGCACAACAAGUCCGCGUAGCCCUUUGAAUUCUCCCAGACCUAUUAAGAGCACGACCACGACCACAUCCACAACAGCAUUGGCGCGAAAAGAGGCCUCAGGUAAACGCGGACCCCCACGUGUUCAUGGCUCUAUAGCCCACCCUGUCAUGCCUUCACCACUGCGAAGAACCACAUUUCCGGCGAUGGAUCAUUUGAGUGUGUAUGCCAUGGCCGUGAAUGAGACGAAUGCAGCUGGUGGGCGGAUUGUCACUGCUCCUACAAAUGGUGCUGCGGGUAUCAUCCCAGCCGUUUUAAAAUACACCGUUGAGUUUCUCAGCGAUGAUGUUGAGCGUGAUGUGCCGACCUUCCUCCUGACAGCGGCCGCUCUCGGUAUGUUAUACAAGCGUGGCGCUACAAUUUCCGCCGCCGAAGGAGGAUGCAUGGCCGAAGUCGGUGUAGCUUGUAGCAUGGCAGCUGGUGCGUUUGCGGCAUGUAUGGGAGCGAGUCCGGAGACAAUCGAGCAGGCCGCUGAAAUAGGCAUCGAGCAUAAUCUCGGAUUAACUUGUGAUCCUAUCGGUGGGCUUGUCCAGGCGCCAUGCAUCGAGCGAAAUGCCUUAGGCGCUGUAAAGGCCAUCUCAAGUGCCAAUCUUGCUCUGAGCAGCUCCGGCAUGCAGAAAGUUCGCCUUGAUGAUGCCAUUCGCGCCAUGCGCCUUACCGCCAAGGGUAUGCGCAACGAGUUCAAGGAGACAAGUCUCAGUGGCCUGGCGACCAGUGUUCCCUUCAACAUUCCCGUCAGUGUCCCAGACUGUUGA
Truncatella angustata is the source of this 1989-nucleotide messenger RNA. RefSeq names its product L-serine dehydratase 1. Gene Ontology annotation, biological process: gluconeogenesis. Gene Ontology annotation, molecular function: L-serine ammonia-lyase activity; 4 iron, 4 sulfur cluster binding. NCBI's taxonomy places the organism in Eukaryota, Fungi, Ascomycota, Sordariomycetes, Amphisphaeriales, Sporocadaceae. Bases 1 to 1989 code for a protein of 662 amino acids. The transcript has a single exon. The record is from RefSeq and is a predicted model, not a curated record.